This is a messenger RNA of Phalaenopsis equestris, 1505 nucleotides long. RefSeq lists its product as uncharacterized. The record is from RefSeq and is a predicted model, not a curated record. The coding region runs from base 581 to 946 and encodes 121 amino acids. Lineage: Eukaryota; Viridiplantae; Streptophyta; Magnoliopsida; Asparagales; Orchidaceae. The transcript has 3 exons. Gene Ontology annotation, biological process: phospholipid metabolic process.
GUUCGUGACCUUCAGGAGGAAGAGAUCUUCUCAACGGAUUCUCACUUUCCCGAACCAAAUCACCGACCCCUAAUCCUCUAUCUUCAUUCGCAACCCCCAAACAAAACCCUAGCCCCGGACCCUCGCUCUCUCGGUUUGGCUCUCGCCGAUUCAAUAAACGGAACCUCGACAUUUUGGCAGCUCUUCCCGAAGAAGAAGUUAACAAUUAUCCGCUUCUCCAUCGAAAUUUGUCCUCGUAUAUCUCAGUCUGUUUCUCCUACUCCUCUGCUCGGGAGAUUCCGGCGAUCUCGAAGCCGAAGCUGGACUGCGUUCUUUUAUUGAGGGGAGGAAAUAUGUAUCACCAAUCUGCACUGAUGAAUGUUCCAGUGAUGCCUCUUAUGCCAAGUAAAGAAUCGGCGGUGCUUGAUUGGGAUGUAAGGGGGCACGCGGAUGUUGUCUAAGAGGAUAUCAUGUCGCCACAUGAGAUUGUGCCUAGGGUUUGUUCCAUAAAAUCGCCGAUGAUUAGCUUUUCUAUGCUGGAAUGGUUUGGGAGGACUCUAAAGGGCGUCAAACAGGUUUUCAAGAUUGAUCCAGGCUGGUUAUGGAUGCUGAUAAAAUUCCUAUAGUCAUCCCAUUUGUGCAUUCAGGCAGGCAAGAAAUCAUGCCUAUAGGUUCAAACUUCCCCAAGGUUGGCAAAAAGAUUGCUCUAUACUAUAUUUACCUGCAGGUAACGGUGGUUGUUGGUGAUCCAAUACAGCUAGAAGACAUGAUUGUUGAUGAUACGGAAGAGGUCUCUAGGGGUAUUUUAUAUGAUCCAGUUUCUUCAAAGAUUAGCCAUAGGCUAAGGGAGCUCAAAAUCCUAGCAGACAAACUGGCUUCAGAACAUACCAUUGAUUUGCGGUAUUACUUCACACAUAAAGCUCAGGGUGGAAUGCACUCUGGCAGCGAGUGGAUUGGGAUGCAUUGAUGUUAUGCAAUCAGAUGAAAAAGCUCCGAUCACCAAAGAAUUUUUCGUCCGUCGGCCAAAAAAUGAUCAAGAGCAGCGGCAGGAGCCUAACUCAGCUAAAACCGUUGAGAUGAGUUUCUCCCAUGUCUACGGAGGAGGCAUUGUUUCUAGAGUUCGUGGUUACAUGAACCCGACCGAGUUAAUGGGGUUCGCUGCCAGUGGUUUGUUUUGGAACGGGAAGCUUUUGGAUGAAACUGCUCAUGACAGCAUUCAGGAUCCUUUUCUAGCAAAAUGGUGGAAACCGUUUGAACGAAUCAGCACAUUUAAGGUCUGGAGUAAGAUGUGAAUUCUUUGUUCAGUUAAAGGCUAAGGUAUUUUCUUAUUCUUUCUCCUAAAAUUUUUCUGAGGAUAAAACAUUGCGAUUUUGAUAGCUCCGUUGCUAAUGCUAUGUGAAUACACAGGGAUUUCGGGUGUAAGAAAUUAAGAGUCUUUUCUAUAGCUUCGUUAACUCUGAUGAAGCUCUUUCUAGCUUUUUUUUUCUUUAUACUUUAAGCUGCUUUUGUAUUUUUUAAAUGGUGGC